GAAGCAACGUUUUUUUUUUUUUUUUUUUGUUUUUUGUUUUUUCAGAAAAGAGGUGUUCUGAGAGAGUUUUGAAGCUUACGUCUUCGCCAUCUUCUUCCCCAUUUUUUCGAAUUCAAUCCUAAUUAGGAUUUUUCUUUACAUUUUAGAUCUGUUAGGUUUAUCAUUGUAUCGAACUGAUUAAUUCUUUGAUUUGGUUUGAUCGAAGAAAUUCCCGUGGAACUGAGUCGCGAGUUUCGUGUCGAUUUACCUUUCAUGUUUUGUUUUGGGUUCGAAUUUUCUCCGACUUGUUGUAUAACUUAGAUCUUGAAAUUGGCUCCCCAACGCCGGUCGCAGCGCCACAUGGGUGGCCAGAUGCAACAGAGCAAUGCUGCUGCUGCAGCGGCUCUGUAUGAUCACCCUGGUGCCGCUGGUGGGUCCCUUUACAAUGCAGCACCCACCAGUGAUGCCGGCGAUGCUGUUAUGGCUCGCUGGCUUCAAUCGGCUGGGUUGCAGCAUCUGGCCUCUCCCUUGGCAUCCAACCAUAUGCCAAAUCUUCUCGUGCAGGGCUAUGGAGCACAAUCUACUGAGGAGAAGCAAAGGCUUCUCUUAUUAAUGAGAAACCUGAAUUUCAGUGGGGAGUCUGCUUCGGAACCAUAUACUCCGACAAGUCAGAGUGUUUCUGGGGAGGGGUUUUACUCUUCUGAGUUCAGAGGGGAUUUUGGAGCUGGGCUUUUGGACCUGCAUGCUAUGGAUGACACCGAACUUCUCUCGGAGCAUGUUAUCUCAGAGCCUUUUGAGCCCUCUCCUUUCAUGUUGGGGUCUAUAACAUCAAUGGAUGAUGACAUGAAUUUGAUCAGCAACAAGCAACAGAGAGGACAAUGGCAAGUUGAUGCAGAUGCUUCUACCUUGACAACAUUUGACAAAGAGACUGUUUCAAAAGAAAAUAAUGUGGCCAAGAUAAGAGUUGUUGUGCGCAAAAGACCUUUGAACAAAAAGGAACUUGCUAGAAAAGAAGAUGAUAUAGUUACUGUUUAUGACAAUUCUUUGACUAUUCAUGAACCCAAGUUGAAGGUGGAUUUAACAGCAUAUUUUGAGAAGCAUGAGUUUUGUUUUGAUGCAGUUCUCGAUGAGUAUGUGACAAAUGAUGAGGUAUACCGUGGUACUGUUGAACCAAUUAUUCCAACAAUUUUUCAACGCACAAAGGCAACAUGCUUUGCAUAUGGUCAAACUGGUAGUGGAAAGACAUUUACCAUGAAACCUUUACCUAUCAGAGCUGCUGAAGAUCUUCUAAGAUUGUUGCAUCAACCUGUUUAUCGCAAUCAAAGAUUUAAAUUGUGGCUCAGUUACUUUGAGAUUUAUGGCGGAAAAUUAUUUGAUCUCCUUUGUGAUAGAAAGAAACUUUGUAUGAGGGAAGAUGGGCGGCAGCAAGUUUGCAUUGUUGGACUGCAGGAAUUUGAAGUUUGUGAUGUGCAAAUUGUUAAAGAGUAUAUCGAAAAAGGUGAUGGAGCUAGAAGCACCGGCUCUACUGGUGCUAAUGAGGAAUCUUCAAGGUCACAUGCUAUCCUUCAGCUUGUUGUGAAGAAGCACAUUGAAAUAAAGGAUACAAGACGUAAUAAUGAUGGUAAUGAAGCUAAGAAUGGAAAGGUUGUUGGAAAAAUAUCAUUCAUUGAUUUAGCAGGAAGUGAAAGAGGAGCAGACACAACAGAUAAUGAUCGACAAACAAGGAUAGAGGGAGCUGAAAUUAAUAAAAGCCUUUUAGCUCUUAAAGAGUGCAUUCGUGCUCUUGACAAUGACCAACUUCAUAUUCCAUUUCGAGGAAGUAAACUCACUGAAGUUCUUCGUGACUCCUUUGUUGGCAACUCUAAGACUGUCAUGAUAUCUUGUGUUUCACCAAAUGCUGGCUCAUGUGAACAUACCCUCAACACUUUGAGAUAUGCUGAUAGGGUAAAAAGUCUUUCAAAAAGUGGGAAUGCAAAAAAGGAUUCAUUUCCGACUGUAAAUAAGGAAUCUUUGUCUGUGCCAAGUACACAAUUCUUUGCUGAUCCAGAGGUUGUUCAGGAGCUUCCAAAUGCUAGAGCAGCUGAUGUCAGUAGAAAAGCUUCAGAGAAGGAAAAAUUUGCUUAUAACACUUCAUCUGAUUUUCCUACUACUUAUGGUCAUAAUGGGAGGAAUGUGAAUGGAGUUGCUUCUAGAUCAGUUGAUGGAUAUAAACUAGAGAUGAAAAAUACUUACGGUGGCUUUACUAGUCAAAAGAAUUCUUCAUCUUUUGCACAAAACUCCGCUGAUGUAGAAGAAAACAUUCAGAAGGUAUCCCCUCCUCGCCGAAAAAUCUCAAGUAGGGGCGAAAGAACAGAAAAGCUAGGAAACUGGUUUAAGAAAGAGGGAGCUGGGCUUGAUCCAUCAACGAUGAACCACAAAACUCAAAGUACAAGUGCAGUAAAUUCAAACAAUGCUCCAUCCUGGCAUUAUUAUGAACCAGAAUCCUUGGGGAAUGAUGGAAAUAUUGAUGCGAUACUGGAGGAGGAAGCAGCAUUAAUUGCUGCGCAUCGGAAAGAAAUUGAAGAUACGAUGGAAAUUGUCCGUGAAGAAAUGAAACUGUUGGCAGAAGUUCAGCAGCCAGGGAGUUUGAUCGACAAUUAUGUAACGCAGCUAAGUUUUGUGCUCUCACGGAAGGCUGCAGGUUUGGUUAGCUUGCAGGCUCAGCUUACUAGAUUCCAGCAUCGAAUUAAAGAGCAGGAAAUUCUUAGUCGGAAAAGGGUUCCACACUGAUCACACUGUUUCACUGUUCCAAUGGUGACACUUCCUGUUGUCUAGUAGCAAUAUUCUAUUUCUCAAUGCGCCUUGCUUUGGACAUUUGGGAAAAAGCCGUUGAUGUUGAAUGGAUCUUCGUACUCCCUUUGUGGUGUUGGCGCAGUGAAGAAGCGUUCAUUUUCUCUACUCUGCCAAACGAACUGUGUGGAAAGAUAUUCUGUGUAGUGGAUUGCAUCUAGAUGGUGAUAUGUGGAUAAGCUUGUGUCCGGUGAUGAGAAAGGUUGAAAAGAGUGGAUAAAUCCACAAACAAUUGUGGUUGUAGUAUGGGAAUUGAGAAGUGAAAGGAAAAUGUCACGAGACAUGACUAUGUUCUUUGAUUGAUUCAUUGAAUUCCAAUUUCUUUGUAAUUUGCAUAUAAUAAUCACAAUGAUAGGAGAAUAAUUGUUGAAGCUUCAGGUUUUGGGUAUUUUUAAUGUUUUGUAAAUGCAAUUUCCAACUUAUAGCCCAUAGCAUAAAUGUUUUGAAUAACUAUCCUUGAUCCAAUUUUAUAUAGCAAAUCUUGUAUGA
Molecule: messenger RNA, 3297 nt
Organism: Amaranthus tricolor (Joseph's coat)
Lineage: Eukaryota; Viridiplantae; Streptophyta; Magnoliopsida; Caryophyllales; Amaranthaceae
Product: kinesin-like protein KIN-13A
Exons: 13
Coding region: 340-2748 (802 amino acids)
Biological process (GO): microtubule-based movement
Molecular function (GO): microtubule binding; microtubule motor activity; ATP binding
Source: RefSeq, a predicted model, not a curated record